AUGCAUCCCUGCCUGCUCCUCGUCCUGGCCCUGCUGGGCACGGCCUCCGCCAGCCACCCCGCCCCCCGCCGCCCCCGGGAGGUCCCCGCAGGCACGGCUGAGGAGGCCCACAAGUAUCGCUACUCGGUGGUGGCCAAGCUGCGCACCUACGCAAAAGCCCAGCGGUACUGCCAGGAGGUGCUGAGUGGGCAGCUGGCCUCGGUGCACAGCACCGCCCGCAACCAGGAGCUGCUGGGGCUGGCACGCACCUACGUCCGCGGCUUGCUCUGGAUCGGGGCCGUCACCAAGUGCAGGGGGGGGAGGUGGGUGUCGCAGUGGGAGGACUCCAGCCCCUGGAACUACGCCAACUGGGCACCCACCAACCCCAUCCACCUCUUCGCCACCUGCGCCACCCUCAGCACCUUCGGUGAGGGCACCUGCACUCCCACCCGCUGCACCGGGUCACCCGGGCACUGUGGCGGGGCACAAGGCCACUGGUAGCAAUGGGAGGGGGCACUGGGAGGGGGCACAGGCCACUGGUGGCAA
Phalacrocorax carbo (great cormorant) is the source of this 525-nucleotide messenger RNA. The record is from RefSeq and is a predicted model, not a curated record. Lineage: Eukaryota; Metazoa; Chordata; Aves; Suliformes; Phalacrocoracidae.